This is a messenger RNA of Boeremia exigua, 806 nucleotides long. RefSeq lists its product as uncharacterized. The transcript has a single exon. NCBI's taxonomy places the organism in Eukaryota, Fungi, Ascomycota, Dothideomycetes, Pleosporales, Didymellaceae. The record is from RefSeq and is a predicted model, not a curated record. Bases 281 to 544 code for a protein of 87 amino acids.
ACUGCUUGAGCUGAGUUGUAAGAUCAGUGGGCUUUAUGCAAUUAUCCUUGCUCUGCGGAUUACCAAUCCAAGACUCUGCCACGUUGUACGCCAAUGCUAAAACCCACAAUAUUAUUCAGUAGGUACAGACACUAUUCAGACUCGAGGGUUCCUCUCCCCGUCUACUCAAGUUGGCCUUCUGCGAGGUAGUCUCGAAGACGUCUGGAACAUUCAAAAGCCCGGAGAAGCCGAAGAAGCCGGUGUUUGUUGAGGAAGGACAUAUGCAGUCAGUGCAAUCACCAUGUUUCUCUGUGCGGCUCUAGUACGCCUUCCAUGUGCUCUAUUACUCGGUAGCAGUCGCCGCGCAUUGUUUUGUACUUCAGUGUCGACAUCUUCGACGCCGUCUCAGCUCUACACAUGCUCUCAGCCGCACUGCCCUAUGACGUCAUCGUGGAUGUGCACUUGCAAGUCUCGGGGAACACAUCAAGAAACUCGCUCGUGUGCACAUUUGGGAAGAAUGUACUCAAUUGAAUAUAUGUUACAACUUGUAGCAUGCGCCCAUUGAAAGUAUGAACAUGUUGGUUCAUGCAAGUGGUCACAAGUGGGACAAGGUACCUAGGUACUGGUCUGCGGGGUACGUUACUAAAGUCACACCCCCUCAGCCUGCCACACUGUAUUCUAGAUGCGGAUGCGGUCCUUACAGUCUAGUCUAAGCGUAAAGGUACGUUUGCCAGUGGGUGGUGCUAAUAGUAGUCCGCUGCUUGCGGCGGGCCAGUACCUAGACUUGUGGCGCUCGCUCAGCUGUUACCGUCACCGUCGAAUGCACA